This is a messenger RNA of Thlaspi arvense, 417 nucleotides long. The record is from the annotation of a GenBank genome assembly. NCBI's taxonomy places the organism in Eukaryota, Viridiplantae, Streptophyta, Magnoliopsida, Brassicales, Brassicaceae.
AUGAAUUCGACGGUUCAGCACGGUGGAAACAAGAGUGGGAAGUCCAGUGUAUGUGCUACCAACACUAAUCUGGCGAAGACAGCGGCAGCUUUAGAUGAGUUCAAAUCUGGAUUCCCGUCAAACGGUUUAGCAACUGUGUCAAACAAAUGGUGGGGAAGGCCUGGUAAAGGCGGACGCCAAGAUGCAGGAGCAGAGAAUACGGAAGAUGGAGAUGCCAAGGACGAUGCACCUUCUGAUGACAAGCAUAAUUCUUUGCUAGCUGUUAGGAAAAAGAUAGCGAAGGAAGGAAGAGAAGCUGUCCAGCUUGGCCUGCGUCAAGGAUUUGGUUCAAAAAGACUAGAUAAGAGAGAUCAACAUCUUCUGUCUCAGAUCUUCAUGUCUUCACUGCCAAAGGAUUGGGUUACUGAUUCUUCCUGA